GGUGACAGUUAUAUAACAACAAUGGAAGGGAAAUUCUAUUACUGGAAAUGCAUUCUACUUCUGUUACUGUUACUACCGUUUCUGCUUGGCAUUCCAAUGUUAAUACACCGUGGUUUACAUGGCGAAUAUGGCUUCGAUGUUCAUGGCUUCAGUAUCCUUACUAUUGGUAUAAUUCCUUUUAUUUGCGUCUUUCUAUUGAGAGGCAAUCAGUUCAGACUACCUGUAUCGGGUUUAUGUAUUUUAGCAACAGUUUUGGCAACCGGGAUGGUUUUAUAUUAUCUUUCGAGUAAUGGUCUCUGGUGCGCGCAACAUCCAAGCGUUACGCGCGAAAUGUGCGCAAAAUUGAAGCAAUAUGCAUUAUUUGCGUCAACUUCAAAUUUACAUUCCUGGUGGAUGACUUUGGGUGACUUGUUGGCAAUCCAACGUGGCCGCGCUAUGCCGAUGGUCUGGGAACACGAUAUUGACAUAUGUAUAACUCCCGAGGAGUUCCCGCGUUUCGAGAAAGCUCUCGCGUCUCGCGUGGGAUAUUUUGAACCGAAACCAAUUCACUACGGAAAAGGUCAUUGGUAUAUACCAAUUGAUAUGGUAAAGCUUGGUCUAAGAGCUAGAGAAGCGGAAGGAGUCAUCAUAGACGUAUGGACAUGUCCAAAAUCUUUCAAAGGCAAUAUUACUCGGGUGUUAUAUUGUAAUGGUUAUGUGAAUGUUCCAGGGUCAGCAUUGGAUAGACAUAUGUUAUUGACAAAAGAGUAUGGUGACUAUUCCGUGGUAACAUACGAACACCAUGGAAGUAUGUGUAGGUUUUGGAAUGGAUGA
Messenger RNA from Paramuricea clavata, 813 nucleotides. NCBI's taxonomy places the organism in Eukaryota, Metazoa, Cnidaria, Anthozoa, Malacalcyonacea, Plexauridae. The record is from the annotation of a GenBank genome assembly.